GAACCACCGCACAUUCCUUUUGUAUUAUGCUUUCAUUCACUUCUUCCCCACACGCUGUCGUUUUGACCCUUCUCCCAGACAUUAACGAAAAGCAUCCCCGCCGGUCUUCAUCCUUUCUCCCGUCAGUUCUCUGACAUUUCGGUGUCAUCUCCGAUUCUGCGACAACCUCAGCCCGUAUACAAGGUCCCGGACGAUGAGUAACGUUUUCGAGGGAUACGAACGCCAGUACUGCGAGCUCUCGGCUAAUCUAUCGAAAAAGUGCACGGCAGCUGUUACUCUAAAUGGAGAGCAAAAGAAGCAAACUGUUUCUGAAAUAAAGGCUGGAAUUGAUGAAGCAGAAGCUCUGAUUCGGAAAAUGGACCUUGAGGCAAGAAGUUUGCAGCCAAACGUGAAGGCUGUGCUUCUUGCUAAGUUGCGGGAGUACAAGUCAGAUUUGAACAAUCUUAAGAAUGAAGUUAAGAAAAUUGUAUCUGGUAACUUGAACCCUUCUGCUCGGGAUGAGUUGUUGGAAUCAGGCAUGACAGAUGCUCUGACGGCAUCAGCUGAUCAGAGAGCAAGAUUAAUGAUGUCAACCGAGAGGUUGAACAAGUCCAGUGACAGAAUUAAGGACAGUAGAAGAACAAUGUUGGAAACAGAAGAGCUUGGUGUUUCAAUUCUUCAAGAUUUGCAUUCACAACGGCAAUCUCUGUUGCAUGCACAUCACACGCUUCAUGGAGUUGAUGAUAACAUAGGUAAGAGCAAGAGAAUUUUGUCUAACAUUUCAAGAAGGAUGAGCAGGAACAAGUGGAUUAUUGGCAGCAUCAUCGUGGUCUUGGUUAUAGCCAUCGCCUUAAUUCUGUACUUUAAACUUAGUAAAUAACCAGGACCAGACAUUUUCUGACAUUGGUACAAAAUAUUGUCUACAUGUACGGUUGAGAAUUAUUUCCAUUCUCGCCUCACUCCCCUUUUCCUCUUCCUUUUGUUUUUUCUUUUGUUUUGUCUUUUUUAAAGCUCUGGUUUGUGGUUGCUCAGACAUUCUUCGCUGGCUAAUUUGACCAUGUUUGCUUCAAGUGUAUGAAAUGUACAUGGUGGCUUUGCCGGGUUUGGAAUUCUGGUUUUGUAUUAAUCAUUGGCUGUUGAAUGAAUUGUAUUAUGAUAUAAAGAUUCACGGUGGUUGUACUGUUAAA
This is a messenger RNA of Prosopis cineraria, 1166 nucleotides long. RefSeq names its product vesicle transport v-SNARE 13-like. Gene Ontology annotation, biological process: vesicle-mediated transport; vesicle fusion; intracellular protein transport. The transcript is spliced from 6 exons. Bases 194 to 859 code for a protein of 221 amino acids. Gene Ontology annotation, molecular function: SNARE binding; SNAP receptor activity. NCBI's taxonomy places the organism in Eukaryota, Viridiplantae, Streptophyta, Magnoliopsida, Fabales, Fabaceae. Gene Ontology annotation, cellular component: Golgi apparatus; ER to Golgi transport vesicle membrane; endoplasmic reticulum membrane. The record is from RefSeq and is a predicted model, not a curated record.